Messenger RNA from Akanthomyces muscarius, 1347 nucleotides. RefSeq lists its product as uncharacterized. The transcript is spliced from 2 exons. The record is from RefSeq and is a predicted model, not a curated record. The coding region runs from base 1 to 1347 and encodes 448 amino acids. NCBI's taxonomy places the organism in Eukaryota, Fungi, Ascomycota, Sordariomycetes, Hypocreales, Cordycipitaceae.
AUGGAUGAGAAGAGGGCGAUCGCAGAUCAGCAGACGGGUGCCGACAGCAAUGAGCUCGUGGCAGCGUUUGUGGUCAUUCGCAGUUUACUUGGCGGGGUAGACAAGGUCAUCGAUUGGGGUUUGUUGGCUCGCUUAUUUCCGACAGUCGGACUACCAUCUCUGCGACGUUUUUGGGCCAGAAUUCGCAAAGAAAAAGCAUCUUUCCUCUCGAAGGCGACGCAAGACUUCCAAGAAAGUUUAAUCGCCGCAAUCCAAGCCGAUGAGAUAGCCAUCCCAGAUUACGAGCGACCACUGGAUUAUGAUUGGGAAGGCCUUAUUCGGUGGGCUAUGAGGCACCCCAAUCAGGAGCAGCUGCAUCUUCCCCGCUUAAGAGAAAAGUUUCAUCAAGAGUUCAAACUCGACGACGAUGCCAACAACAGCGAAGAUUGGAAGGAGAAGUUCUUCCACCCGCAAUCCUCAGUAUACUCCCGUUUUGAGGCCGCUACCCUUCAGCCUGGGUCACUGACUAUCGCGGAAGUCACGCAGCAGUCUAAAGUACAGCCGACACUUGGCACCGUUGAUAUUGCUCGAUCCUGGAUCCGUUCACUUUGCUGUACCAGCGAAACUGAAUACACCCCUCAAGAUGUCAAGGAGAGAUUUUCUAUGCUCUCACAAGAUACGUCGCAGCGAAACAAUCUGGUUCUGAAGACAGCCAUUGAGCAGCUGACUAGAGAGAGAGUGAUUUGCAAGAGCAAGCGGGCACCGUUUGGCGGACGGCCAUACAAGUUACAUGAAGGCUAUACUUCUGUUCUCGCAAAGGUUGCACACAGACAAAAGUAUCUUGACGCAGUUGCUUUCAAAAAUGACCUCGACAAAGCUUUCCAAACUACCAACGAACGAAUAAGAAUAACAGCAGCAACCGUCCCCAACAUACCAUUUGGCUUUGAACCGGGCAACUAUGAAAGUCGCAAAUAUCCGAAGUCGUAUUACCACAUGGACUUGGAUAUUCAGUCUACCCAAUCAUAUUUAUUCAACGAGGAUAUCGAUAUACUUCAAGUCGCUCAACGGGUUGGUCCGCCGAGGGAGGGCCGAACUAGAGAGAUCCCACAGUGGGUUGACUUCUUUGGCAAGCUUGAUGAGCAGAGGUGGGCAGAUAUUCUGGGUGCCGUCUGCUUCGCGUUCAAUACGAGAGGCGUCAUGUCCGUCAAAGGCAUGUGUGAUGCCAUCGCGCCAAUACUGGACGUUUUCGAAGCGCAACUCAUUGUUUCUUGGGGCCUUGAGACUGGAGUUUUCGCUAGAGCGACACAUCGUUCAAAUAUAACACUUGGAGAAUGGUGGUGGCUGGUUGCCCAGCGUCUGUGGAAUUGA